Molecule: messenger RNA, 1719 nt
Organism: Verruconis gallopava
Lineage: Eukaryota; Fungi; Ascomycota; Dothideomycetes; Venturiales; Sympoventuriaceae
Exons: 6
Coding region: 1-1719 (572 amino acids)
Biological process (GO): amino acid transmembrane transport
Cellular component (GO): membrane
Molecular function (GO): amino acid transmembrane transporter activity
Source: RefSeq, a predicted model, not a curated record
AUGAUGUGCUUCAGUCAGAGCCUAGGGAUCGGCCUGUUCUUACAAAACGGUCGGGCAAUACACUACGCUGGCCCAGGCCUGGCAACGUUGGCCUACUUUCUUGCCGGGACUGUAAUUUGGUCAAGCGCGGCUUGUCUGGGAGAAAUGACCGCUCUGUUUCCAAUCAAAGGGCCUAUAUAUCAACUUCCAAAACGUUUUCUGGACGAGUCGGUUGGCUAUGCAGCUGCUUGGAUGACCUGGUUCGGCUGGAUUGUGUUGAUAGCGGCAGAACUAGUAGCAAUCACGCACAUGUUCCAUUUCAACUACCCGAAAGACCUGCUAGAGGCUGCUCACUACCCUACAUCGUCCCUGUCGUUUUCACCUUCGGUUGCACCCGCCGUUUUGAUACUAGCAUUUAUUCCGGUGGUCUUGUUGCUUAAUUUCCUGCCUGUUAAGCAUUUUGGGCAGCUAGAGUACCUCACGGGCUGCGUAAAGAUGAUAUUUUUGAUCAUGAUGAUCGUUAUGAACACCGUGCUCCACUCCAUGGAACGCGUGCCUGGAGAGAAACGAUUCUGGACGUACAACGAGCCCUACUCGUGGGCAGCGUCAAACAUCACGCUGGCCGAUAGACAUUCAGUGGUGACCGGUGGGGUCGGACGGCUCGCAGGCUUGUGGGAAGCAAUGACAACAGCCAUAUUUGGACUUAUCGGGGUGGAAACGGUGGCGAUCACUGCAGCCGAGAACAAAGAUCUACGCAACGAAGAAACGGUCAAGAUUGCGACGAGAAAGAUAUGUCUUCGACUGAUCCUCUUGUACACUCUUGCCACCUUCACGGUCGGACUGAACGUUCCGUACACGUACCCCACGAUAUCAGAUCCAAGUGUCAUUUCGUUUGGGUAUGGUGAAAAUUCCGCUUUCGUCGUUUCUAUGGUCUUGAAUCGUCUCAACGGUUGGCCCCUGGUCGUCAACAACUUUGUCAUUUUUUCUGCACUCUCUGCGGGAAUAAAUGGCUGCUACAAUGCCUCGAGGACUUUACACGCUCUGGCCAGCGAUCGCAAUGCGUGGCCUGACUGGAGCCCUGUACAAGCGCUGAGGACCCGACUCGAAAGGACUCAUUACGGCGUACCCUAUGUCGCUGUGUUGGUCAGUUGGCUCUUUGGUUGGCUCGCCUUUUUAGGAAGCACCGAAAACUCUGCAGUAGUUCUGGGCCGUCUGGUUCGCUGCGUUACGGUCGCCAUCCUCAUCGUCUACGGCGUCGUCUGCCUCACAUACCUUGAAUUUUACAACAUUGCUCACGCAGCGAACGGCGACGAUGAAAACGUGAACGACAAAGACGAUCCCGAAGUCCGCCAGCAGUUUGAUAGAAACAGCGCUGGCUACCCUUACAAGUCUCACGGUCAGUGGCUCCGUGCGUGCUUUGCUCUGUCAGGCUGCUUCCUGCUGGUUUUCUUUAACGGCUGGAGGUCGCUCACGCCCCCGGUGAACACGGGUGAUUUCUUGGGAUGCUAUAUCAGCAUUCUUAUCUUCAUGGCUUUCAUCGUCAUGUAUCAGAUCAAGUUUCACGGCUGGAACCCGCUCAACUGGCGAAGGCGUGCUUCUCGGGAGCUGCAAAAUCCACAGCCCCUCGUGGUCACGAAUCUGAAGCGACGAGGAAGAAUAAACCUGGAGAGCACAGAUACUUUGUUCACCGUGGGAAACUUUAAUGCUCUCUUGCAUUGGCUCUGGAUCUGGUUGAAAUAG